This is a messenger RNA of Sitophilus oryzae (rice weevil), 4340 nucleotides long. Its product is annotated as protein transport protein Sec31A. Bases 317 to 4198 code for a protein of 1293 amino acids. The record is from RefSeq and is a predicted model, not a curated record. Gene Ontology annotation, molecular function: protein binding; structural molecule activity. Lineage: Eukaryota; Metazoa; Arthropoda; Insecta; Coleoptera; Curculionidae. The transcript is spliced from 20 exons. Gene Ontology annotation, biological process: intracellular protein transport; COPII-coated vesicle cargo loading; endoplasmic reticulum organization. Gene Ontology annotation, cellular component: endoplasmic reticulum exit site; COPII vesicle coat.
UGUCAAAUUAAAAUUAUUUGUUUUUCAAAAUUUGAAUUAGUUUUAAAGUUUAUUUUGAUUAAUAAGUCGGAAUAAGUAUUACAAAUAAUUAGCUAUGUAGAAUAAGUGUCUGUUUAAAUAUCUACGACUAAGAUUUAAAGUUUAACAUUUUUAAAAGGUUUUGUAAAUAAUGUUGACGUGUUUUCAUCAGCUGAAGCCGCAACGUCAAAAAAUGUCAUAUGAGCCACGUUGGAAGUGACAAAUUUGUAAAUAGUAUUGUGGGUGCCUUAAAUGAUUAGUUAUUUUUGUUAAGAAGGUUUUAUAUAUUUAAAAAAACAUGAAGGUAAAGGACAUUGAGCGCACAGCCAAUGUAGCCUGGUCCCCCAAAAGUUGUUAUCCUAUUUACGUGGCGGCAGGCACAGCAGCCCAACAGUUAGAUGCCUCGUUUAGCACUAAUGCCAGUCUAGAAAUAUAUGCAUUAAAUAUUACUGAACCUGGACCAGACACCCAGUUAGUCUCCUCUUUGUCGACAGAAUCUAGAUUUCACAAGAUAAUAUGGGGCUCGGCAGGUAAUAAUCCAGCAGGAACCAUUAUUGGAGGUUGUGAUGAUGGUGUAAUACAAAUUUAUAGCGCUUCGAAAUUAUUGAAGUCAACUGAAGCUUUAAUUGGAAAACAACAGAAACAUACCGGACCUGUUCAUGCUUUGGAUUUUAACUGUUUUCAGCAGAAUUUAUUUGCCACGGGAGCUGGAGAAUCUGAAAUAUUCAUUUGGGAUUUAAAUAACACAUCAACUCCAAUGUCACCAGGUGCCAAGACUCAACCUUCAGAAGAUGUUCUAUCUGUAGCUUGGAAUAAGCAAGUUCAGCAUAUUCUAGCUUCAUCUUUCGCCUCAAAGUGUGUAAUUUGGGAUUUGCGUAAAAACGAACCUAUUAUCAAACUCGCCGACACAGUGUCUAGAAUUAGAUGGAAAAUGGUAACUUGGCAUCCUGAAGUAGCUACUCAACUUUGCCUUGCUUCAGAGGAAGAUCAUUCACCUGUUAUACAAAUGUGGGAUCUCCGUUUUGCUACGUCUCCCUUAAAAACGUUAGAAAAUCAUCAGAGAGGCGUCCUAGCGAUAUCUUGGUGUACUGAUGAUUCAGAUCUGCUUGUUAGCUGUGGUAAAGAUGAUAGAAUUCUUUGUUGGAACCCCAAUUCAGGACAAUCAAAUGGAGAAGUAUUGUCAGAGAUAGCAAGAACCAACCAAUGGAGUUUUGAUGUUACUUGGUGUCCAAGAAAUCCAGCCCUUAUUGCUUGCCCAAAUUAUGAUGGACAUGUUUCUGUUUACUCAGUGAUGGGUGGCAAAACACAACAAAUACAAACUACUAACAAGAUAGCUGAUAGUUUUCCUGGUAUGGAGGGUUAUAUACAAGCGCCAGCUUUACAGCAAAAUAAUGCAGUGGUCAGUAACGACCUAACAAAACCACCAAAGUGGCUUAAAAGACCUGUAGGAGCAAGUUUUGGGUUUGGCGGUAAGCUGAUAACUUUUGAAAAUAACAAGCAAGUUGCAAUACAGACCCAGCAAAUAGAUCAGAUUGGUCAGGUACUACCUCGUAUUCCCAGAACUGUAUUGAUCAGUCAAGUUGUCACUGAAGCCGAAUUUGUUCAGAAAGCAUCUCAAUUGGAGGAGGCACUCCAAGCAGGGAAUUUUGUUGAAUAUUGCUUGAAUAAAGCCAAUAGCACUGACGAUCAGCAUAAAAAAUAUAUUUGGCAUUACUUGAAGGCUAAUUUUGAACAAAACCCUAGAGCAGAGUUAUUAAAUCUCCUGGGCUACAAAAUAGAAGAUGUAAACAACAAACUAGCUCAGCAUAUAGGCAAACCAGUACUACAAGAUAAUGUAGAUGCGUUAACUGAUCAAUUCUCUGGCAACCGAAUUGAAGAUUAUGAGCCACAAGAUCCAUUUAAUGCAAUAGCGGAGCAGAAUGAUGCUAAACAAACUCUACAGCCAUUUAAAAUCAAAACUAAUGAUGAUAUUGACGGUUUGAUAACUCAGGCUCUUCUUCUGAACAAUGUUGAAUCUGCUGUGGAACUUUGUCUCAUGGCUGAAAGAUAUGCCGAUGCUCUGAUUAUAGCUACAACUGGUGGACCAGAUUUAUUAGCAAAAACUCAACAUCAUUAUUUAGAGAAGUCGGAGGGAUAUAUUUCAAAUUUAAUUUCAGCAUUAAUUUCUGAAAACUGGGUCUCAGUAGUUAACAAUUGUGAGAUUACUAGUUGGAAAGAAGCUUUAGCUGCAAUUUUAACUCAUGCUAGUGAAGAUGAUUUACCUGUUUUAUGUGAACAACUUGGAAGCCGACUGGAAUAUGAGAGCACUCAUUACCCAAAAUAUGCUCAGGAUGCCCAACUUUGUUAUAUCUGUUCUGGUAACUUUGACAGGUUAGUGACAAGCUGGAGUGGAAAAGCUUUAAACUCAACCAAAGAUCUACAAGAACUUGUGGAAUUAGUAUCAUUCCUACAGAGAUCUAUAGAGAGACAAGGAAAAAGAGUACAGGUCUCUAGUGCAUUGGCAGAUCUGUUAUCUCGUUAUGCUUCCAUUUUAGCAGCACAGGGUCAUCUUCAAAUUGCCCUUGUUUAUUUGGGAUCAUCGCAAAAUGAAAAAGUAGUUUCUCUAAGGGAUAGAUUGCUAACUUCUUUAGGCCAAAAGCCUUCAAAUGUCCAUGAAAUCAGGCAAUCUAGCAGCAGGAGAAGUAGCACAAGAACAUCAUUUACCACCAACUCUUUCCAUGGUCAAUUUAAUGGACCUCAGCAACAAUAUAACCCGAGCUUUAACACUGGCUUGCCCAAUGCCAAUGUGAACAGUCAGCCAUGGCAACCUCAGCAGGUACCUGUCGCACCUGUCGUCAAUCAACCACCAAAAGCAUUCUCUCCCCCACCACCACCCAGACCUGACAGUGUCGGUUCAGGAAGGGGAGGCACUUCUUCAGCUCAUUUAUCUCGAAAGUAUGUGUUAGAUCCUUCGGUAACAAGUAACCAGUUUCCUUCAAGAAACCCUUAUAUGUCACCCAUAUCCCAGGAACCAGUACCAACUUACGAUUCUUACAAUAAUACUCCAUCAUAUGGACAACAGCCUGCAGUUCAAAUGUACCAACCACCGCCAUCAGGUUUAGUAAACUCUCCACUACCAAAUCCCGCAUUAAAUUCGAACCCUAUGGUACCGAAUAUACCUCCGCAACCAACAGUAGAACAAGCGGAACCGGCGAUCAAUUAUCAUGCUCAAGCACCUCCAGGAUGGAAUGAUCCGCCUCCUGUAACAAACCGACUACCUAAACCACAGUACUUGUCCAGUCAACAAAUAAUGUCGCCAUUGCAUUCUGGCACAAAAUUGUGGAGAAAGGCUAAACAGGAGCCUGUAACAUCAGAACCCAUUACACAUCCACUAUAUGGUGCGGCCCCUGUACAACCUCAAACUUCAUUAAAUGGAUAUGGAGACACCAAUUCCUCAUAUUCACAACAACAGCCUAACUUUCAACAAGGGGUAUUUAAUCCACCGCCUACUCAGCCUUACCCUCCACCGCCGUCGACUUUUGCUCCUCCACAAUCAACCGUUGCUCCUCCAGCAUCAACAUUUGCCCCUCCACCCCCGACGUUUUCUCCUCAACCACAACCAUUCGCUCCCCAACACUCAACAUUUACUCCUCAACAGUCAACAUUUGCUCCCCAACAACCAACAUUUGCUCCUCCGCCUACAUCUUUUGCAGCUCCUCCUCAAAGUGGGGGGUUCAACCCAAGUAAUUUUAAUCAAAACGCGGUACGGGGCGGUGGGGUAACUCCUCUUCCAGCACAAUCGCCGGCUCCACCACAGCAAAUGGCAAAAAUCGAACAGCCUCAGCCUGUGCAGAAACCCCCAGUACCAUCGGAACAUGAAGUUAUUCAGAAAGUAUUUGAAGAUUUGAAAGAUAGAUGUUUGUGUGCAGCUAACAAUGCGCAAACCAAGAGGAAAUUAGAGGACGUAGGAAGAAGAUUAGAAGUUCUAUAUGAUUCACUUAGGUAUAAUAAAUUAUCUACAAAUGCAUCAAAAUCUUUACAUCAAAUCGUGCAAUAUGUACAAAAUGGAGAUUACACCAAUGGGUUAUAUCUUCACACCCAGUUGGUUCAAAGCCCAGAUUUUGCUCUGAUAGCUAGUUUCAUGCCAGGAAUUAAAGUUUUAUUACAAGUCGCUUUACAAUUGCAUGUUUACUUAAAUUAAGGCUGAAAAUGAAUGAUUAAAUAAAAAUAAUAUAACUAACAAUUCUUAUAUGUAAUGGUAUAAUAUAUAUUAUAUAAAUUGUUGUAACUGUUUUCAAUUUUAUUUUUUAGGUUGUAAUUAAAAAAACAUGCUUUUUCAUACU